GUGAAUUUAUCGUGGUUGAAUGUGAUAUGAGCGCAAUAAACAUGCUUCGUUUGAAACUGCUGGUAAUCAAUGUCCUGAUCUCAUGGAUCUCAUUUGUCUCUCUUGAAAAAAAGAUUGUGGACAUUCAAACAGGUUAUGAUCCUGGCUCGUGUGGCAAGAAGGAACAUGGUUUGUUAAAAUUGAUCAAAGAUCGUUCAAACAAUGAUAAACUGUUAAUUUGCAAGAAAGAAAAUGGAGUUUAUACCUGGAAAACAACGGACGGUUCCAGUCCCUCUGGCGAAUAUUUCAACCCUGGCUACGACUGUACGGAUAUUCUGAAUAAGAAUUUUGAGUCUCGAGAUGGAUUUUAUUGGAUAAAUUUGAAUAAAGGUGCUCCCAAGAGGGUUUAUUGUGACAUGACAACAGAUGGAGGAGGAUUUGCGCUGAUUGGCGCUGAUUGGCCUGAUCUUUCAGCUACAGUGUGGUGAGCGAAACAUCUGGAAUCAGUCACAAUUCAACUGCAUUUAUCGGCUGUGAUAAAGGAGUGUGCUGCAGUUGUUUUAGUCCACCAGAUAGCACAGAAGAUCUCUGUGGCACCGAUUGUAAGGCAAAACCUGGCGCAAAUGUGGUAAAGAAUGUUUAUUCGUGGUUUUGGGUGAGGACUUCUUCUCCAAAAAAAGUUUGGAACAAAUGCAUGGAUUAUAAAGUUUCUGAAGCCAACGGAGAGAAGGUCUGGUACAAGUUGGUUGGUCAAAACGUUGUCCCUAAGAGAGGUCGUUGUUCCACAAACGAACCACUUUUAAAUGAUGGAAUUAUAGUUGUUCCUGAUAAUAAGACUGUUGGUAAAAUUCCAGCAGUCCCAGGAAUAUUAAAAUUUCGAAAGGACAAUCAAAAACUUUAUGUAAGAUCACAUGAAAGAUGGAAUGCAAUUGCAGAAGAGAAAAAGCUUAACUCCGCCUUUGCGAAACUUACGGCUCGUUUGGAUAACCUGACUCGGAAUUUCGAAGACAAAGAAGCUUGUAUUCAAACUCAUGCAGCCAGUUGCGCCCAUUAUUAUAAAUGCGGAAUGAGACAAGACGGUGUUUAUACGAUCAAUCCUGAUGGCCUGGGAUCGUUCCGAGUCUAUUGUGAUAUGAACAGGGACAAGGGAGGCUGGACCGUGUUUCAAAGAAGACAAGAUGGAAGUCAAGAUUUCUACCAUGGAUGGUCAGACUAUAAAGCAAGCUUUGGUGAUCUCAACGGCGAGUUCUGGUUGGGCCUGGAUAAAAUACAUCGUUUGUCCAAAUCUGGUCAAAAUAUUCUAAGAGUUGAUUUGAUGGAUUUCAAUGGCACUGAACGUUACGCUAAAUAUGGUACGUUUAGUGUGGCUGAUGAAUCACACAAAUACAGAUUGAAUAUUGGCAGUUAUUCAGGUGACGCAGGUGAUUCUCUGGCUUAUCACAAUCAAAUGAAGUUCUCUACCAAGGAUAGCGACAAUGAUGCUUGGGGUAGUAGUAAUUGUGCGACGAACUACAAAGGAGCUUGGUGGCACAAAGACUGUCACUAUUCAAACCUCAAUGGCCUGUACCUGGGUGCAGGUCAGACUAGUACAAGCGGAAUAAACUGGUUCCAUUGGCGUUCACGGCAUUCAUUAAAAAAGGCGGAGAUGAAAAUUCGUCCAAGCCAGUUUUAAGAUAAAAACACUUUAAUCGCCAAGAACGUGAGUUUGAGGAUGUUUUUGUAUUUCAAAUUGGUUAUUAUGUGAUUUAAUUCCGAAUUAAUUAAUG
This is a messenger RNA of Dendronephthya gigantea, 1745 nucleotides long. RefSeq names its product fibrinogen-like protein A. The transcript is spliced from 12 exons. NCBI's taxonomy places the organism in Eukaryota, Metazoa, Cnidaria, Anthozoa, Malacalcyonacea, Nephtheidae. The record is from RefSeq and is a predicted model, not a curated record. The coding region runs from base 674 to 1651 and encodes 325 amino acids.